AGCACCAAAGCCAGCUUAACCAACUUGUAAAAGUUGGAUUUACUACUUCUAUACCAUUUUAGUGUUGCAGGGUUUUUCAAUGCAGACCCGUCUUACUUUCCAAAGUGCCCUUCUGGGUCUCUGGUUGUGCUUGUUUGCUGUAAGCUUCUGCUACAGCAAUGCAGAGACUAUUGAGGAAGCUGGAGAACAAGCACUAGACAGAGCUUAUUCAGAGCUGCAAACAGAGGCUGCAGAGCUGAAUGAAGAAGGGAAGUUUGUCUUUAAGAAACACCCUCUACCCAAGAUUCCCAUUGUAAAGAAGCCAUUUCCACCAAAGCCCUUCUUCAAGAAGCCACUUCCACCACCAGUUCCAAUCUUCAAGAAGCCACUCCCUCCACCUGUUCCAGUCUUCAAGAUUCCACCCUUCAAGAAGCCGGGUCAUCCGCCGGUACCAGUUGUGGAAGAAAAACCAUUUGUGAAGAAGCCAUUUUUUCAUCCCCUUCCAAAAUUCAAGAAGCCGUCUCUACCUCCUGUUCCAAUCUAUAAGAAGCCACUUCCUCCACCAAUUCCCGUAUACAAGAAACCAUUUCCCCAUCCUAUUUUCAAGAAGCCACUUCCUCCACCAAUUCCAGUAUACAAGAAACCAUUUCCCCAUCCUAUUUUCAAGAAGCCAAUUCCUCCACCCAUUCCAACAUAUCCUCCACAUCCUUUCCUUGGGAAGCCACUCCCUCCUCUGGUUCCCUAAAGCUAGCCUAGUGUUCUUUCACCUAAGCCCAUAUUGUUAAGGGAUGAAAGCAUAGAAGUUAUGCAUUGGUUAGAAUAAAUUCCUACAUGGAGAGAGAAAGAGAGAGAGAGAGAAGAAAGAUGACAAUGAAAGAAGAGACUGUUCUUGGAAGUUGGAACUUUACUAUCAACUUUUGCAUUGUAAUAUUUCUACAUGUAUUGUAAUAUUUCUGCUUGUUCUUGCAGUUAUAUGGCUACUGUGUGAUAUUAAAUUUGCAUUUUAUCA
Messenger RNA from Prunus dulcis (almond), 988 nucleotides. RefSeq names its product proline-rich protein 4-like. NCBI's taxonomy places the organism in Eukaryota, Viridiplantae, Streptophyta, Magnoliopsida, Rosales, Rosaceae. Bases 80 to 724 code for a protein of 214 amino acids. The record is from RefSeq and is a predicted model, not a curated record. The transcript is spliced from 2 exons.